Messenger RNA from Hevea brasiliensis (rubber tree), 2735 nucleotides. RefSeq names its product cleavage stimulation factor subunit 77. Gene Ontology annotation, molecular function: mRNA binding; protein binding. Gene Ontology annotation, cellular component: nucleus. The transcript is spliced from 24 exons. Gene Ontology annotation, biological process: mRNA 3'-end processing. Lineage: Eukaryota; Viridiplantae; Streptophyta; Magnoliopsida; Malpighiales; Euphorbiaceae. Bases 262 to 2553 code for a protein of 763 amino acids. The record is from RefSeq and is a predicted model, not a curated record.
UGGCUCAACACCGCAGGAGAAAGUGAGAAAUUGGUGGGAGUAGAAACAGGGAAAUAGAGACUAGAGAGAUAGAGAGGGACUCUGGUGAAGUCAGGUAUGUGCCGCGAUUAAAAAGUAGAGAGAAGUGGCCUCAGUGGUGAGGUAAGAGGAGAGAGAACCCGAAGGUUUCUUCUCCGCUUCUAGCCGUUUUCGACACUUUUUGAACCAGAGGUACUGUUACUUGAGUAAUUGAGACCCUAAUUUGUUUGCUGGUGUGAAGAGAUGGAGAAUCCAGAUGGAGCUGAGACAAAGGAUCAAACAACUGGUGCUGGAAUGGUUGAUAAAUACAAUGUUGAAUCUGCAGAAAUUCUAGCCAAUAGCGCACAGCAUUUGCCCAUUUCUCAGGCAGCACCAAUAUAUGAGCAACUUCUGUUGUUGUUUCCAACAGCUGCAAAAUUUUGGAAGCAAUAUGUGGAGGCAUAUAUGGCUGUAAACAAUGAUGAUGCUACAAAGCAGAUAUUUAGCCGGUGUUUAUUGAAUUGUCUUCAAGUUCCUCUUUGGCGCUGCUACAUUCGAUUCAUUAGGAAGGUCAAUGAGAAAAAGGGCGUAGAGGGACAAGAAGAAACAAGAAAAGCUUUUGAUUUUAUGCUUGGUUAUGUUGCAGGUGCUGACAUAGCAUCUGGACCUGUAUGGAUCGAGUACAUCACCUUUCUAAAGUCACUGCAGGCUCUAAAUGCACAGGAAGAGUCACAGCGGAUGACUGCUGUACGGAAAGCAUACCAAAAAGCCAUUGUUACUCCUACCUAUCAUGUUGAGCAACUUUGGAAGGACUAUGAAAAUUUUGAAAACUCUGUUAGCCGACAAUUGGCCAAAGGACUAUUAUCUGACUAUCAACCAAAAUAUAACAGUGCUAGGGCUGUCUAUAGGGAGCGGAAGAAAUAUGUUGAUGAAAUUGAUUGGAAUAUGCUAGCUGUACCACCAACUGGCUCCCACAAGGAAGAACUGCAGUGGAUGGCUUGGAAAAGACUUUUAGCUUUUGAAAAAGGAAACCCCCAAAGGAUAGACAGUGUGUCCUCCAAUAAGCGAAUUGUAUUCACCUAUGAGCAGUGCCUGAUGUAUUUGUACCAUUAUCCUGAUAUAUGGUAUGACUAUGCUACUUGGCAUGCAAAAAGUGGCUCUACAGAUGCUGCAAUCAAAGUAUUUCAACGGGCUUUAAAGGCUCUUCCAGAUUCAGAAAUGCUGAAAUAUGCAUAUGCUGAGUUGGAAGAAUCCCGUGGAGCAAUCCAGCCAGCAAAGAAAAUAUAUGAAAGUCUUUUGGGUGAUGGUGUUAAUACAACAGCACUAGCACAUAUACAAUUCAUUCGCUUUCUAAGAAGGAAUGAAGGGGUAGAAGCAGCACGCAAGUACUUCCUAGAUGCUCGCAAAUCCCCAAACUGCACGUAUCAUGUGUAUGUUGCAUAUGCCUUGAUGGCGUUUUGUCUUGACAAGGAUCCAAAGAUGGCACACAAUGUUUUCGAAGCAGGAUUGAAACGAUUUAUGCAUGAGCCUGUAUAUAUUCUCGAAUAUGCAGAUUUCUUGUCUCGUUUGAAUGAUGACAGAAACAUCCGGGCUUUGUUUGAGAGGGCAUUAAGCUCGUUGCCACCAGAAGAAUCUGUUGAGGUCUGGAAACGAUUUACUCAAUUCGAGCAAACAUAUGGAGAUCUAGCUAGCAUGUUAAAGGUUGAGCAAAGAAGAAAAGAAGCUCUUUCGAGGUCAGGUGAAGAUGGAGCAUCAGCAUUAGAGGGUUCGUUGCAAGAAGUCGUCUCACGGUAUAGUUUCAUGGAUCUUUGGCCAUGCUCUUCCAAGGACUUGGAUCAUUUAUCCCGUCAAGAGUGGCUUGCUAAAAAUAUUAGUAAGAAAAUGGAGAAGUCUGCAAUUUCUAAUGGACUUGGGAUUGUAGAUAAGGAUAGUACAGGUCUGACAAGCAAUUCAGCAGUAUCUGCAAAAGUUGUUUAUCCAGAUACUUCUUGUAUGGUGAUUUAUGAGCCAAGGCAAAAGCAUGAGGCUGGAAUUUCUCCAAGCACGACCCCUGGGUUAGUUACUGCUUCCAACAUGUCUAAUCCCAUUAUUGGUUUGGUGGGUUCUGGAGCAACCAAUGCAUUUGAUGAAGUAUUGAAAGCAACACCUCCGGCACUGAUGUCUUUUUUAGUAAACUUGCCUACAGUUGAAGGUCCAACACCAAAUGUGGAUAUUGUAUUAUCAAUUUGUUUGCAGAGUGACAUACCAAAUGGGCAGGCGGGAAAGUUAGGGACUUCCCCUGCUCCUGCUACAAGUGACCUUUCUGGUUCGAGCAAGUCUCGUCCUGUCCCUAGUGGUUCAUCUUUCAAACAGUUGAGAGAUAGACAAUCUGGAAAAAGGAAGGACUUAGACAGGCAAGAGGAGGAUGACACUGCAACUGUCCAAAGCCAGCCACUACCAAGAGAUGCUUUCAGAAUAAGACAGAUUCAAAAAGCCCGUGUAGGUACAACUUCACAAACAGGAUCAGCAUCCUAUGGAAGUGCUCUUUCUGGAGAUCUCUCUGGUAGCACUGGCUGAUACUUGUUUCCUCCACACCCCCCCACCCCACCCCCUCAUUCUUUUGUAAAUUGGCUUAUGUAUUUAAUAUUAUUAUCCGGGCUGAUAUUUGUUUCCAUUUUUAAUUUAAGCAAAUAAUUGUAUUUUAAUUAUUAAUGUAAAACUUUAUUCAGUUUCCAUCAUAAAGUUUUGAAGUUGUCUUU